This is a messenger RNA of Asterias rubens (European starfish), 2369 nucleotides long. Its product is annotated as ATP-dependent RNA helicase DDX51-like. NCBI's taxonomy places the organism in Eukaryota, Metazoa, Echinodermata, Asteroidea, Forcipulatida, Asteriidae. Gene Ontology annotation, cellular component: nucleus. The coding region runs from base 1 to 2061 and encodes 686 amino acids. The record is from RefSeq and is a predicted model, not a curated record. The transcript has 11 exons. Gene Ontology annotation, molecular function: nucleic acid binding; ATP binding.
AUGGUUGGAAAUCACUCUCAAAGAUCAUCCUCUGAAGGUAUCUUAACAAGGUUGCAUGAAAAAGCCAAAGCAAGAAAAAGAAAAAGUCUUGAGCAGGCAUCGACGGACACCAACAGUAGGAGCAAAAUCCUUGCAGAAGUUUCCCAUGAUGAAAUUUCCGAGAAGGCAGAAGAAACACCGGCCAAAAGGGGAGCUGGUGAAAAGACAAAGAAGAAGAAAACGUCAGCCAAGAAGAAAAGUCUAGCACCGAAGGUCAUCUUAAAAAAGUUGUACGCAAAGGCUAGAGACCGUGCAACUGCUAUAAAAGCUAGAGACGGCAGCAAAGAGAUCAAACAAAGUAAAACAGUCGAGCAAGCACUGUUAACAAGUAGUAGCAGUGAGUUGGUCAAAACAUCAGAUACGACAACACAAAAGACUCCAAAGGACAAAGUUAAAAAGAAGAAGAAAAAGCUGAGUGCUGCUUCAAGCUAUGAACUGAAAAGUGAACUUCCUGACGAAAAGGCAAUUGUUGAAGAUCUUGAAGAGAGUCCUUUAAACUCCAGUUGUGACGCUAAAGUGGCUAAACAGAAAGUAAAGAGCAAAACUACUUCAAAGACUCGUAAGCGGAGUACAAUUCCAUCCGAUUCUAAAAGAGCAAAGAAAAGAAAAGUUGAUGAGAGCUCUUCAGGCAUCGCUGAGACUCAAUCAUCAGAAGGGAGUGAUGAAGAAGAAGUUUCAUCUUUAAGAAAUGGCUCCGUGCAACGACACGUGAUACCAGUGAUUCUUGAUUCAGUUAGACUAGGCAUUCAAACUGGAGAUGUAGGUUACCGUCCAAGAGAUGUAUGUGUCUCUGCACCUACCGGUAGCGGUAAAACCCUGGCAUUUGCAAUCCCUAUUGUUCAGGCCCUGCUUUACAGAAUGGUACCCCGUAUCCGUGCUCUGGUUGUCUUGCCAACCCGUGAUCUAGCCCAACAGGUCCACAAAGUCUUCACUUCACUCUGUAAAGGAACCAGUCUUAAACCUGCUCUGGUUGGUGGUCUGAAGAAAUUUGGCCAGGAGCAAAGAAUGUUGGUUGAGACAAGUAAUGGAGAGACCCAGUGUGACAUAGUAGUGGCUACCCCUGGCAGGCUUGUGGAUCACAUUAAUAAGACUCAAGGCUUCUCUCUCCAACAUCUCAGAUUUUUGGUUAUUGAUGAGGCUGAUCGAAUGAUGGAUCAGAUAUCUCAGGAUUGGAUUGCUCAAGUAGAGAAGUGUGCAUACAAGGAUAGUAGAAGGCAAACUCCAGGACCAAUAACAGUAGCUAGCUGUUCAAAGAUUCAAAUGCCACUUCAGAAGUUGCUGUUUUCUGCAACCCUCUCUCAGAACCCAGAGAAGUUGACCCAGCUCAAUUUAUUCCAGCCUCGUUUGAUAACAUCUGUUGUGACGUCGAAGAAUAGAAGAAAACAGAAGCAGGUGGAUGGUCAGGAAGCUUUGGAGGAAAGAGGGGAGUUUGUUGGAAAGUUCACCACUCCAUUUGGACUCAAAGAGCGUUACAUCCAGUGCACGCCUGGCGAGAAACCCUUAGUCGUUCUUCAUCUCAUCCAGUCCCUGAAGCUCUCUCAGAUCCUGUGUUUCGCAAACACCAUUGAAUCCACACAUCGUCUCUACCAUCUACUCAAGCUGAUUGGAGGGAUUGAGGUUGCAGAGUUUUCAUCCAAUCAAACGGCAGGACAAAGACGGCAGAUACUCAAGCAGUUCAAAGCUGGCAAGAUAGAACUGUUAAUUUGUUCGGAUGCAAUGGCUCGUGGAAUGGAUAUAGAGAAUGCUAGAUACGUCAUCUCAUAUGACAUGCCACCUUACAUCAAGACGUAUAUACAUCGGGUUGGUAGGACGGCUAGAGCCGGCAAGACAGGAGUAGCUUAUUCAUUGCUUCAAGAAUAUGAGGUUCCCAAAUUGUUGAAGAUGCUGGAGCAUGCUGGCAAGACUAACAUGAUAAAGCAUGACGUUGAAGAAGAUGAGAUGGAAUAUCUGGUAGAGUCAUAUGAGAAGGCUUUACAAAAACAACCAACAAUCUUACGGGUGGAGAAGCAUUAUUCCAUGUGAGGUAUCAUGGAUUGAUCUACCGGCCGUUAUUCUUGGGGUUCCCCCUAGGGAAUAGAGUAGUGUGAAAAGGGCUGAAGUUAAAGGAACUCGCUGACUUGGAAAAAGUGUUUGAAACAGUUUGUUAUGAAAUACAUUAUGGUUAGAAAGAUAUCUUAAAAGAGGAAUACAAUCAUCCACACAAGUAUCACUCGAAAUUGCACGGUUUUCGUUUUCGAUGCGAGCUAACACCAUCUGCCCUUUUUUUGAGUCAAAAUUUUGGCUCCACAAAAUGGCCGACCGUGUUGCUUCGCGACGUAUAAGGAAAACCU